Pezoporus occidentalis (night parrot) is the source of this 446-nucleotide messenger RNA. It is a transcript of the gene WDR83OS, whose product is annotated as WD repeat domain 83 opposite strand. The transcript is spliced from 4 exons. NCBI's taxonomy places the organism in Eukaryota, Metazoa, Chordata, Aves, Psittaciformes, Psittacidae. Gene Ontology annotation, biological process: protein insertion into ER membrane. Gene Ontology annotation, cellular component: endoplasmic reticulum membrane. The coding region runs from base 104 to 409 and encodes 101 amino acids. The record is from RefSeq and is a predicted model, not a curated record. Gene Ontology annotation, molecular function: protein folding chaperone.
GGGCCGCGGCAGCGGGAACGCCAUUGGCGAGGCUGGGACCGGCAUCGGAGCUGGAGCCGCGGCAGCUUCUUCCGGUGGCGGCGGAAGUGGGCAGCGGCGCGGAAUGGCGGACCCGCGGCGGCCGGCACGGGUGGCCAGGUACAAGCCACCGGCCACCGAGACCAACCCGGCGCUGGAGGACCCCACACCCGACUACAUGAACCUGCUGGGGAUGGUCUUCAGCAUGUGCGGGCUCAUGCUUAAGCUGAAGUGGUGCGCCUGGAUCGCCGUCUACUGCUCCUUCAUCAGCUUUGCGAACUCCCGCAGCUCCGAGGACACGAAGCAGAUGAUGAGCAGCUUCAUGCUCUCCAUCUCAGCUGUUGUGAUGUCCUACCUGCAGAACCCGCAGCCCAUGUCCCCACCAUGGUGACGGCCGGGCCGGCGCAAUAAAGGGGCUGCUUCGCUUG